Messenger RNA from Erigeron canadensis, 495 nucleotides. RefSeq lists its product as uncharacterized. The transcript is spliced from 3 exons. NCBI's taxonomy places the organism in Eukaryota, Viridiplantae, Streptophyta, Magnoliopsida, Asterales, Asteraceae. The record is from RefSeq and is a predicted model, not a curated record. Bases 13 to 372 code for a protein of 119 amino acids.
AGAUAUAUACCUAUGUAUGAUGUGUGUAAUACGAUAUCCAUCUUUAAACCAAACCCAUAUAUGGCUACCUUUUGUUGCCCCAUUGAGACUGAGCCCAAGACCUUGAACCAAGUCGAACUUAACCAGGCAAGGGAAGUUGCCGUUGGAGUUAUACAGGAAAAUAAACCAUCUGAGGCCUCUCGUAUAUUAAACGAGGGUAUGCAACCAGUUAUAGGAGUCGAAGAGAUGGCUAAGGCUAUCGAGAGGGCAGAUUCAAUACACAAGCUUCAAGGCACGGGCGUGACCAUUGAAGCGGCUUGCCAAUGCUCUAUGAUCGGUGCUCCUACUCCUGAUCAAUGUAGUUUGAAGGAACCCUUAUCCGCUCCUUUCUAAACAUGCUUCUAAGCAAAAAACAAAACAAAACAAAAAAAUUGCUUAUGAUUUAUCUGAAGCUUUUAGUUUACUUGAUUUUAUAAUCAUCAUGUAAAGAAAUAAAACAAUUCAACCACUAACUAA